This is a messenger RNA of Iphiclides podalirius (scarce swallowtail), 198 nucleotides long. The record is from the annotation of a GenBank genome assembly. NCBI's taxonomy places the organism in Eukaryota, Metazoa, Arthropoda, Insecta, Lepidoptera, Papilionidae.
AUGGGCCGUCGCGUGGCGAUACACAGGGCCGACGUCCUCGCCGCUCGGCGCUUGGAGCGCGACUGGGGAACGGCGGCGCCCAGCCGUCUCGGCCAGGUGAUGCCGCCCCUCGCAAACCCGCCCCCGGCGUAUCAUCCCUCGGAUGUCGCGGACGAUACGCACUAUAAAGUUGAUCCGUCAAACAAACGGAACUACGCG